CUGCUUGAGAGUUCGAAGAUGCGACACAUUUCGAGAUUUUUUGGUCGACCCUCGAAGUCAAUCCCCAGGAGGAUGUCUUCUUUGCGUGGUAAUCCUGACCUGUUUGAAUACACUUCUGGGCGAUUUUUAUUUAACGAAGAGCUCCGCCGCGCCGAACGCCGUAUUCAAUUCGACAUAGAUGCUCUUGCAAGGACGGCCUGCCAUUCUGUCGGACGCAACCUCAAUGGUGUAGCCUCGAUCACGAAACUUGCCGAGGGGGGCUUCAACCGUGUCUUGCAAAUCACCUUCGACGAUGGAUAUACAAUUCUUGCAAGACUGCCUUACAAGACGACUGUUCCAAAACAUUAUGCAGUAGCCAGUGAAGCUGCUACACUCGCGCUUCUGCUUGCUCAUGGGGUCCCCGUCCCUAAAGUCCUUGCGUAUUCUCCAGACCAGACAAAUCCUGUUGGAACCGAAUACAUUCUACUUGAAAGACUUGAAGGAACACCCUUGAGCGACCGGUGGUUCUCUAUGGAUAACAAAACUCGGGUUAAAAUAAUAAGACAGAUUGUUGAUAUAGAGAGACGUUUCAUGAGUAUUCACUUCCCAGCAAGCGGAAGUCUUUAUCACCGCCAUGAUCUUGACAGCUCACAACACGUCAUCCCAGUCUUAGACGAUAUUGUCGUUGGCCCAACUGCACAACAUGAAUGGUGGUAUCAGGAACGGGCCUCUUUAGAGGUUGACCGCGGCCCAUGGAAUACCUUUUCUAUAUGCUUUGAAGCACCGGCUAAGCGCGAGCUAGAAUUCUGUGAACGAUUUGGUAAACCACUCCUACAUAUCGAAAGAUACCUACGAGAAAUACACCAGUUCCAAAAGCUCUCACCUAUUCUAUACCAACAGCUCCUCACCAAUUAUUUGAAGUUAGCGCCUUACCUCGACGUCCCCUCCGACCACCGUAUAUCUCGACCGACACUUCGCCAUCCAGACUUUUCACCUAAUAAUAUCAUCGUAAAUACCUCCAACGAUGUGGUAGGGAUAAUUGACUGGCAAUAUACAGUUAUUCUGCCUCUCUGCCUAUGCGCUGGAAUCCCCGAUCAUUUUCAAAACUGGGGCGAUCCAAUGUCUGAGAUAUUAUCUAAGCCAGAGGUCAAGUUGCCAGAAAAUUUUGAUAAACUCAGCCACGAGGAACAAGAAACUAUUCAAGAGACGAUACGGAGACGGCUCGUCCACUUUUAUUAUGCUGCGUUGACCAUGAAAUCCCUUCCGGAUCAUUUUGACGCACUCAGGGCCGAAAAUUGUAUGCUUCGAGCGAAGCUUUUUCACCAUGCACUGGCUCCCUGGGAAGGAGACUCUGUCUCGUUGAAGUAUACCAUGUUACAAGUUCUCAAAAAUUGGCCUAUGUCGCUUGAUGAAGGAGCACGGACGAGAUCUGUUGGGUGCCCUGUUCACUUUUCCAAGGAAGAGAUACAGCAAUGUUCCGAGGAUUAUCGGCAAGAACAAGAGAAGUUGAAGGAACUGGGCGAGAUGAGGGAACUAAUCGGGACAGAUGCCCUUGGCUGGGUGUCAGAUGAAGAUCAGCUUAAUCGGUGCAGGGCCAUCAUCCAAAGUAUCAAGGAUGGGCUGAUGGAACAUUCAAGCACUGAGAUGGAGAAGAUAGCGGUCCUCUACCAUUUUCCUUUCGAUGAUCAUGAGGAAAAUUCGUGA
This is a messenger RNA of Penicillium vulpinum, 1683 nucleotides long. Its product is annotated as aminoglycoside phosphotransferase family protein. Gene Ontology annotation, cellular component: mitochondrion. The transcript has 4 exons. NCBI's taxonomy places the organism in Eukaryota, Fungi, Ascomycota, Eurotiomycetes, Eurotiales, Aspergillaceae. The record is from RefSeq and is a predicted model, not a curated record.